GGAAUGUCACACUUGUCAUAAAUCAUGCUGUUUGUUCGCGUUGUCUUAUAAAAAUAAACGUGUAGUUCCAUUACAGGUUUAGGCACUUUUUUCGGAAAUCCUUAACAUUAAUUAAGGACGUCCGUCGUAAAUGUGUAGUUAUUACUUGUGAUUUUGUGCAAAGAAUUAAGUGAUAUACAACGUUGAAUUGGAAUUUGUCAAUGGGCGAAUAAUAGCGACACACUUCGAAAGAUCGAUCCGAGAUAUUUGUUAAUAACAAAACGAAGCAAAUCUACAAAGAAAUCCCCCAAUGUCAUGUAUGCGCGAUGGCACAAAGUUCAGAGGUUGAUGCAGAAUGAAGGAUUAUUUUAUAGUAUUAACACGACGCUUACCAGGCGCAUACGAACUACUUCUAAUUUACAUAUUAAACUAAUGACAAUCAAAUAUGGUAUAGACCUAAAUAAAAGUUAACGAUGGAAAUUAGCGAGUGUUUUAAAACAGUGAUAUUAAAUUAUGGCAAGAAAAAGAAAAAUUUUAAAACUGUUUAUUGGUGUAAUUGUCGGACUUAUCUCGACGUCGUUGUUUAAACAAAACGGCGAGACGCGGAAGAACGUUAGCUCGUGUGUUGCGAAUUAUGACGUGUACGAUAGUGGCGAAUAUAUCCAAAGUGUAAUUAACGAUACCAAUGAAUUUUUACUGGCCGGUGUAAUGACCGCAAAAAAAUACGUAAAUACGCGCGCGAAAGCGGUCUACGAAACUUGGGGCAAAAAUGUGCCUGGAAAAAUACUCUUCUUCAGCUCGGAAGAAUCGCGAAGCAACGAAUUACCUCUCAUCCCACUGUCCGGCAUUGACGAUAACUACCCGCCCCAAAGGAAAUCGUUUGCGAUGCUGAAGUACAUGCACGACAAUUACAUUGACAAGUACGAAUGGUUUCUUCGAGCCGACGACGAUCUCUACGUGAGAACCGAACGACUGGAAGAACUACUGAGAUCCGUCGACAGCAACAAACCGUGGUUUAUAGGUCAGGCCGGAAGAGGGAAACCCCACGAAAUUCGGUCCUUGGCUCUGAAAAGGAACGAGAAUUACUGCAUGGGUGGUCCGGGUAUUAUUUUAAGUAGGGACACCUUAAAACGCAUCGUGCCGAAUAUUGAGGAAUGUCUUAGGAAUCUUUACUCUAACCAUGAAGAUGUUGAGCUUGGGAGAUGCGUCAGGAAAUUUACUGGAAUUUCUUGUACGUGGGCAUAUGAGGUGAGUUGA
Molecule: messenger RNA, 1236 nt
Organism: Photinus pyralis (common eastern firefly)
Lineage: Eukaryota; Metazoa; Arthropoda; Insecta; Coleoptera; Lampyridae
Product: chondroitin sulfate synthase 1-like
Exons: 2
Coding region: 493-1236 (247 amino acids)
Cellular component (GO): membrane
Molecular function (GO): glucuronosyl-N-acetylgalactosaminyl-proteoglycan 4-beta-N-acetylgalactosaminyltransferase activity
Source: RefSeq, a predicted model, not a curated record